GAAGAAUUCGAUGGAAUUUUUAGACAACAACGAUACGCGCUUGUUUUUCCAGAAGAAAAGAUGGUGAAGAAGUUUUGUUAAUUUUAUAUAAUGUUAUUUUAUAGAAAAGAGUGACUUAUGUAAUUCAACACCAACAAUUUGUAUGAUGAUUCCGGAUUCCAAUAUGUCGCUCAACUCAGAAAUUUCGGCCGCGUUGCAAGUAUUAGAACAAAUUCAAGACAGUAUACGAACAUCAGACGAUGAAAAGUUGAAGACCCAAACGAAAAGCGAUCUUAAUCUACUCAUAAGCACCCUUCAGAACCCUAUUCUCAGAAGUAUCGCCACAAUUCAGGGAUCUCUUAGUGAAUUGGACACGCAGUUACAAGAGCACCCGUCCAUAUUACCAGCCGAUUUCAAUAUCACCGAAUCUGGCGAUUUAGAAUUAAAUGUACAGAAAAGCAUUUACGAAACGGACUAUCAACCUUUGUCGCGAGAGUUCGACGAUCAACGUGUUCCUGUAGCUAAACUAUCGUCUUCUUCGGGAGAACCUUCGUCUCCUCAGAUAAAUACAUCCGCCGUCGACGAACUAUCGUUACCUCCGAUUACGACACAGUCUUAUGCAUUAGAAUUUCAACGCGUUAUUGACGAAACUUCACAUGGCCGAGAAGUACUAACCAUUCAAUUAUACAAGCCCGAUGGAAACAGUUUGGGAUUCAGCGUGGUCGGUUUACGUACCGAAGAAAGAGGAGAAAUCGGUAUUUUCAUUCAAGAAAUUCAGCCCAACGGAAUCGCUGCCAGAGACGGCCGUCUUCGCGAAGGUGAUCAAAUACUGGCUAUUGAUGGACAACCUUUGGAUACGAAUGUAUCGCAUCAGCAAGCUAUUGCGAUACUGCAGCAAGCCCGAGGUGUUGUGGAAUUGGUGGUAGCAAGACCGAACGAAGCAUCAGCCACACAUUCGCCUUCGCCUUCUGCUCUCAGCGAUACUUCUAAGACUGGAUCAGAUAUGGUGCUAACAUCGGAUUGGGCUCAAGUCGAAGUCAUCGAUUUGAUAAACGAUGGAUCUGGAUUGGGAUUUGGUAUUGUCGGAGGCAGAAGUACCGGGGUCGUUGUUAAGACCAUAUUACCUGGCGGAGUUGCCGAUAAGGAUGGAAGAUUACAAAGCGGCGACCACAUAUUACAAAUAGGCGAAGUGAAUUUACGCGGUAUGGGCAGCGAGCAGGUAGCAGCAGUGCUUAGGCAAUCCGGUAGCCAUGUGAGAAUCGUCGUAGCUCGACCAGUCGAAAGCGGUAAUCCUGAUUAUCAAAUGCUCGAAUCGCAAGCUCCAGUAGUUCCUAGUAAUAUUCUAAACGAUCCGGAAGAAUUGAAUAAAUAUUUCAUGCAACACGGGUAUCCGGAAAUUAACUCCACUCCUCCGAGAUCGGCCAAUGUUAUGGAUGAUUACACAUUGUACAACGGGUCUAGUUCGAAUUUAAACAAUACGCUUUUGGGAGAUGUCGUCGUUCCGGGCUCAUUACCUAUUCUGACGAUGGAUAUGAUACCGGCGGAAAGCUUGACAAAUUUACCAGAAACGGAAAAGUUCAACGUGGAAUUGAGAAAAGAUGCGCACGGAUUGGGCAUCACUAUCGCCGGUUACGUGUGCGAAAAAGAAGAGUUAUCGGGUAUAUUUAUCAAAAGUAUCAACGAAGGUAGUGCAGCCGAUUUGUGCAAAAAGAUACAAGUCAACGAUAGAAUUGUCGAGGUCGAUAACAGAUCGUUACAAGGGUUAACUAAUCACGAAGCCGUUGAAGUGCUUAGAUCGACCGGGCAAAUUGUAAUCUUGAGCUUGGAACGAUACCUGAGAGGACCGAAAUUCGAACAGUUACAAUUGGCCAUUGCUAAUAGCGAAUCGAAACCUACGUCUCAACCUUCUCCGUCGAUUGCGUCUCUUCCACGGUUUCCAAUUAUGGCUGACGAAGAAUCAACUACAAUGAUCGACAUGGACGGCGAAGAAUCGAAAACAACGAUCGAUUCGGCAGUCAUAUUGGACGCUGCGAGUAACGAAAUCGAUUUAGAAUCGUUGAUCGAUUGUAACUACGAAGGUCCUUUGAAACCAACAGUCGAAGCAGCUUUACAAGCGAAAUGGUCUAGUAUACUGGGCCCGGAACAUGAAAUUAUUGUCAGUCAGUUGAGCAAAUUCAGCGAUGGAGGCGGUUUGGGUAUAAGUCUCGAAGGAACGGUCGAUGUCGUGAAUGGGAAAGAGAUCAGGCCGCAUCAUUAUAUUCGUUCGAUUCUACAAGAAGGUCCGAUUGGUAAACAUACCAGAUUGCGUCCCGGAGACGAAUUGUUAGAGGUUAAUGGCCAUCGUUUGUUGGAUAUGAAUCAUUCAGAAGUUGUGAAAACGCUUAAAGACCUACCGAAACAUUUUCGUUUAGUGUGCAGUCGUAAUUCUGAACAUGUGCCAAUCCAAAUAAUCGAUACUGCUCAAGAGAAAUCAGCAUUUGCCGCCAGAAGUAUACUCGGAGGAAGUUUGAACAACUUGAUUCCGGCAACCGAUCGAUUGGUUAAAGCUAAAUCGGAUGGAUCGUUAGCAUCGACCGGAACUAUAAAUACGGAUACGAGUUUAUCGAAAUUGAAAUCACGAUCGUUAGAACCGCUGACUGGUUUGGCUAUGUGGAGCUCCGAACCUCAGAUUAUCGAAUUAGUUAAAGGAGAACGUGGAUUAGGAUUUUCUAUCCUCGAUUAUCAGGAUCCGAUGAACCCGAGCGAAACGGUGAUCGUUAUUCGUUCGUUGGUACCCGGAGGUGUUGCCCAAAUGGACGGUCGUCUAAUACCCGGCGACAGAUUGCUGAGCGUUAACGACACCGUGCUGGAGAAUGCUUCGCUAGAUCAGGCUGUGCAGGUUUUAAAAGGUGCUCCAAAAGGAAUCGUUCGUAUCGGCGUGGCUAAACCGCUUCCGAUCGCCGAUAGUUUAUCUAAUAGUCAGGUGGAGAAAUCCGACGUGACUGAUAAAAAUGCGGACGAUUCGGGUAGUACGGUCGAUGACCAUUCAAUGUACAGCUGUACAGAGUCACUUGCUAAUUCAGGAGAUUUGCAAGAUGAUCAAUUAAUAGAACAGUUACCAGACGAGCCGGAUAAACCUUCGGUCGAAGAGUCUUCCUCUAUCCAAUCGCCUUGCGAAUCAAGACUGGAGCCAGAUGAAGAGUCUAUUAUAGACGAAGGCAUCAAAUCGUUACCAUUACCUAGCGCUUUGGAAACCGAGAUCAAAAUACUCAAAGGAUGUAAAUCAUUGGGUAUCAACGUCGAAUGCCUCGGUGACGGAGCGAACGGUAUGAUUGUUACGGAGGUUACCCCUGGUGGAGCUUUUGAUCACGAUGGCAGAGUCUCAGUGGGAGAUUUCUUAUUAUCAAUUAAUAACGAAACUUUGCGACGCUCGACUCAGUCGCAAGCGCGAUCCAUACUGAAAAGAACUCAACUGCUGUCUACCGAUAUAUCAGUCGUCUACAUACCUGCCAAAGACGCGCUGAAUUACUGGAAAUCGUUGAAAAAGUCCGAUAUCACGCCGUUACCGCCGCCUCAUAUUUCGUCGCAGAUAUCGCCCAGGAUAUUUCCGCAAUAUUAUCGCUCGCCAUAUAUCGAAUCGUCGAAAAGCCUACCGAAUACCAGUUACCUGCAAUCCGUCGAUCUCACCCUAAUUCCGCGGAAAGCUUCGUUAACGGUAGCAAACCAGGCAUUCUACCGCAGCAAAAAAGUCUUCAAGAGUGAUAAUCUAGUCAGAAGCGCGACCGCCACCACCGCCUCGUCGAUAACGCAAAUCACCAGCCUUAGCAUCGAUAUUCCGACGUUGAGCCGGAGCGAGAACUGCGUCAUCGAGUCAGCGAAAUCCGCAUUCGAAGUUAAUUUAGAUAAAAGCGGUUUAAAUUAUUUAAGAGACUCGGUCAAAUCGGAAGAAAAUAUCUUAAACUACACGAAAUGUAUUUCUUUAAGUGAAAACUCGCUCAACGCUAGUAAAUGUUCUAGUAGUAAAGAUAUAUAUUCGAGUCACGAUAGCGAUAGCACAGAUUUCAUUAAAUCCGGCGAAAACGUAUCGCAGUUCGAGUACUCGUCAAAAUCCGAAAGUGAUAUUUCGAAUCAUCGUAUUAGUCUUCCCGAAGAUGAAUUGCUCAAGGCGGAAAUUAGAGAAUUAGGUCGUUUAUCCAAAUUGCACCGACUCGGUAGCGUCGAUUUGGAAUCCUAUUAUUAUCAUGAUUUAUCUGCCGGAGAGAAAUUGAAGACUUUGCAUAGAUUUGCCAGUACCGGCGUCGAGCUCGGAAACGACGAAUUAGACAUGAUUUUGGAAAAGUCGCCGGAGUCUAAUAAUUUACUUUCCAAGCAUUGGGGACCUGAAAGACGAGUUCAGGUUUACCGUGAUCAGAAUAAUAGUCUUGGUAUUAGCAUCGUCGGUGGAAAGGUUGAUCUAUACAACUCAACGGAAGAAAGCCGAUGUGCAAUAUCGGGAAUUUUCAUCAAAAACGUUAUUCCCGAAAGUCCUGCCGGCAAAAGUGGAGAGCUAAAGACUGGUGACCGUAUUAUCGAAGUAAACGGCGUAGAUUUACACGCAGCCACCCACGAAACAGCUGUACAAACGAUAAAAUCAUCCGGUAGCCCGGUCAUAUUCGUAGUUCAAUCGUUAAUCCAAUGGGGAACAGAAACUCAAAGCGAUUACGAAAGUAGUUCGGAAAAACCAUCGUCGACCGUUAGCAUCACCGGCAACGACGAACAGAAAUCUUCUUUAAUAAGUAAAGAUGAAACUUUAGCGGCUGUUACGAGUAAUGAAAAUCUGCCCGCAGAUUCGCUUCCGCAAACAGCCGCAGCUAAACUAUCCGGUUCUUCGGCCGAACAGAAACGAUUAUUGUUUCACGAAUCAUCGGCUUUGUCAAAAGCAUUAAAAGGUGCUUCCGAUACAGAAGCCAGUAGCGAAUUCGAUGAUGAUAAUGAAAAACACGUCGUUACCAAAGCCGGAAAAUUGAUUAUGAGAGCUAGCGCCGGUAGCUUGAGACGUAGCUUGGAAGAUGAAUCGAUCGACGAAGAAGACGAAGAUGAAUUCGGAUAUACAGAACAUAAAGUUAAAAAGAAAUACGGCCAUUUGGGCGGCGGUGUUAUGAUCGUCGAAUUAGAAAGAGGAUCGAAUGGAUUGGGACUCAGUUUGGCUGGACACAAAGAUCGCACCAAAAUGGCUGUCUUCGUUUGCGGAAUUAAUCCAAAUGGCGCCGCGUAUAAAGCCGGAAAUAUCCAAGUUGGAGAUGAAAUUCUAGAGAUUAACGGGAUCGUAUUACAAGGAAGAUGUCAUUUGAACGCAUCAGCUAUAAUCAAAGGCUUACCGGGACCAGUUUUCAAGAUCAUUAUAUUCAGGAGAGACAGCGUUCCUCCGGAUGGUGCUCACGACGACCUCGCCGUCAAACCGAUUACUCAGUUCCCUGAAACUUUAAAAGAAGAAACGCCAGAAGAAAAAUACGCCAAUUUCAAAGGAGUACGCGUAAUUUCGACGAAAAAGGCUGAUUUGUCUUCCGAAGGUCACAAUGUGAAUUCUGUUCCCUUACAGGGCGCCCAUGGCCUUGGUAUUAUGAUUAUCGAAGGCAAGCAUCCAGAAGUCGGACACGGAAUAUUUAUUUCUGAUAUUCAAGAAGGAAGCGUCGCCGAUCAGGCUGGCUUAAUGGUCGGAGAUAUGAUAUUAUCGGUGAAUAAAGAUACGUUAAUCGGCUCAUCUUACGAUUCGGCGGCGACGUUACUGAAACAGGCCGAAGGUAUAGUUACGUUAGUGGUGUGUAAUCCUAAACGAGAUAUGGCCGAUGGUGCAGCUAAAGAUGCAGAUUCGAAAAUGCUUGGCGCAAAUAGUACACAUGGAGCUACGACACCAUCUAAACCUGAGGUUGUAGAAGAACCACCCUGUGAUCCAGCUACGGCUACCAUACGUCCCGGCCAUGAGUGCACCAUAGAAAUCAACAAGGAUAAGAUGGGAUUAGGAUUGAGUAUAGUUGGUGGCUGUGAUACGUUAUUAGGCGUCAUAAUAAUCCACGAAGUUUAUCCGGACGGAGCGGCUGCCAAAGACGGUCGUCUAAAACCAGGUGAUCAAAUAUUAGAAGUGAACGGCGAAGAUUUCCGUAGUAUUCCGCACAACAAGGCACUAGCAGCUUUAAGGCAAACCCCUUCAAAAAUAACUAUGGUUGUUUAUCGUGACGAAUCCGUAGCCAAUGGUUCGGCCGGUAAGGAGGAAGAUUUACUAGACAGCAUCGACGUUGAAUUGACUAAGAAACCUGGUAAAGGUCUCGGACUGAGUAUCGUUGGACGUAAAAAUGGCAACGGAAUAUUUAUCUCUGAUAUCGUGGCUGGUGGAGCGGCUGGAGUUGACGGAAGGUUAAUGAAAGGUGAUCAGAUAUUGGCUGUGAAUGGUCAAGAUUUAAGGAACUCGACUCAAGAAGAAGCAGCUGCUGUGUUGAAAUUGACGUCGGGCAAAGUGUCCAUUAAAUUGGGAAGACUGAAAGCUAGACCUAGUCCUUCAACUUCGGAUAAUGAGAGUGUUACCUCAGAUGCACCCACGCGUCGUAAUGUGAUAUUGAAACGAGGACCGGAUGGCUAUGGUUUUAGUAUUGUUGGAGGGUAUGGAAGCCCACACGGUGAUCUUCCUAUUUUCAUUAAGACUGUUUUCGAGAAUACGUCUCAAGGAAGGCUGCGUACUGGAGACCAAAUACUCGCCGUUGAUGGGCUCGAACUUGACGGCCUUACGCAUCAAGAAGUCGUACAGAUACUCAAGAAUGCCAACGAUGUUGUGACUUUAACAAUAUUAUCCUGAUAUUCCUUCUUAACUGUAUAUAAUUAUAAUCUACAUGCGUAUGUUUUGUUUUUCUCCUCUUGUUACAUUGUGUAUUGUGUUCACGAAAUACCUUGUUUUUAUUAGAAUAAUUCAAUCAAAACGUUUUUUCUUCUCAUUAAGCUUAAAAUUGUAGCGUUUAGAUUUUUAAUGCAUUUAAACAUUUUUUCUCCUUGUUGCAAUUUACUUUUUUUUUUCAUGUUGUAAUUCCAUUUUACAGUAUUAUUUUAAAGGGAUUACCCGUUAUAGUAAAUUUAUUUCGUUUGUUUCAUUCUCUUCUCUCAGUCGAGAUUUUUCAUCGUUAAUUCUCAUUGUCCUUUUUCUCGUUUUCAUUUUGUAGACUACCUAAUGUUUUAAAAAAAAAUGUACAUUUUAUUUUACGGGGACCACGUGUGUAUAAAAAAAUAUCAAGUCAGCAUGUGUGAAAAAAUUUCGCCCAUCUUUGGUACUUAUAGAAUUAAGUAAUUACCAUUUUUUUUUUUUACCAUGUAAAGAAAAAUUAUCAAAAUUUUUGUUAUUUACUUACUUAGAUAAAAGCAUUUAUUUAGAAGUUUUUUUCUCAAAAUGUCGAAUUUUGAUAAAUUGAAUCAUCGUUGAUUCGUUGCCCGCCGCAUUGUAAAUAUUAUGGUAAUUUUUGAAUGAAUUAAAUAGUCAAAAUGCUCUAUACAACGAUGCCAGUUGAUAAAUUUUAUUUUACAUCGUUUUCGUUGUUAAGGUUUUUAAAUUAUAUUAUGUAAUUUAGGAUCAGUAUUAUAAUUUUUUUUUUCUAAUUUUCCUAACCUUUUUUCCAUGUGAUAGUAAAUUAAGUGUUAUUAUUAUGUUGAAUGUUGUCCCCCCUUUUUUUUUCAUUGCAGUCUUACUAAGGUUGUUGAGAUUUUUUUCAUGUUUUAUGUUUACAUUGUCGCUCGCUUUUAGCACUUUAUUUUAAAUUGUUAUGUAUUUUUUUUUCUUUUUUUUUUUUUUUUUGAAUUUACCUAUGACUGUUAUACAUACAACGAUGUGAAAAAUAGCUAUAUAAAAUCUGAAAUAUAGAUACCUACCUAUCGAUAUUUACCACAGAAUGCUGUGUAAUGAUAAUUUUUUUUCUCUAGGUCAUUUUUUUGCACCCAUAUAACUGUACCCUCCCUUUUUGCUGUAGUAAUUGACAAGAGCACGUAAACAAAAUAAGCCUUGGUUAGCAUAUCAAUGAAAUUUAAACUGUGUAUAUUUAUAUUGGUAUUAUUAAAAAUUUUAUAUUAUU
Planococcus citri (citrus mealybug) is the source of this 8042-nucleotide messenger RNA. RefSeq names its product multiple PDZ domain protein-like. The coding region runs from base 143 to 6784 and encodes 2213 amino acids. Gene Ontology annotation, molecular function: protein binding. NCBI's taxonomy places the organism in Eukaryota, Metazoa, Arthropoda, Insecta, Hemiptera, Pseudococcidae. The transcript has 41 exons. The record is from RefSeq and is a predicted model, not a curated record.